Molecule: messenger RNA, 4412 nt
Organism: Drosophila virilis
Lineage: Eukaryota; Metazoa; Arthropoda; Insecta; Diptera; Drosophilidae
Product: lateral signaling target protein 2 homolog
Source: RefSeq, a predicted model, not a curated record
ACGCCAACGGACGUCCACAGCACGGAGCCGAUGUGUGUGUCUGUGUGUGUAUGUUCGUUUCAGUUCAGUUUUCCCAUUUUCGUCUGCCGCUUUGCCAGUUCUUUAAGCAACGGUCAGUCGCGGAGCGAGACGGGAACGCGACGGGCAAGACACAAGUCGCCGUUAGCAGAAUUGAAAAAAAAGUAAAACAAAAAACGAAGUAACAACAAUACAAGGAAAACAACAACAACAACAGUGAAAACAAAAUGGAGUUUCUGAGAAUUUUAGUUGAGUGAAGUAAAGUGAAGUUAAAUAAAGUAAAGUAAUGCGAAGUAGUAAAUAUUUUAAUGCCCCAUAAUGCAACCUUAAAUUCUUGCAAAGGGGCACAGAGAGAGCGGAAGAUUCUAAAUGGAAGCUAGGGAAUUGAAACUGUCUGAAAUUAGAAAAGUCGAGAGAUUAAAAUGGGAAUUACUCAUAAGCCAGGCUGCGUAAAUUUUACGCCCUGAAGCACAAUUUGAGAAAGUUUCAAAUCUUUCUGAAAUCUAAAUUUGAACCAUAAUAAAUUGCGCUCAUAAACUUUUAAUUUCAAACGGGACCUUCAGAGCCUAGAAUUAUAUGCAAAUUAGAAUCACCUUCAAUCCGAAACAUUAUAGUUUUUAUGGAACACGAAACUGCUUGCGAGAAACAAAGUUAGCGCUAUAUGGUUUAGUUCUUGCCAAAGUGCGUUGGGUAAACAAACAGUUAAAACGUGACUUUGGCCAGGCCGUGUGGAGACCUAAAUAGGCUUCUUUGGCUUCACACAGGAAGCAGGUGCAAACAGGGCAAAGUCCCCACACAACUGGCUAAAGCGUGUUACCAAUUGCUAAGUGGUCGACUAGUAAGCUGGCAGUGACAGUCACCAGCUGAGACAUGUAAUCAACGGGACCAUCAGCCAUUUUUGGGGCGCGUUUAUCGUGACUAAGUUAAAGCUCAUAUUAGGGCACAAGGUCAGUGCUGAACUGACCUGCGGCUAGUUGAAUAAGGUCUACUUUUAGGCCGUCCAAAUAUGUUGAUUCAAUCGUGGCUUAAGGGCAAGCUGCAGCCAAAUAUGGGAUAUGUUUUAAAGAAGUUCUACUAACUUGUAAAAAUCCUAUACAUUUUAUGCUGGUGGAAACAUUUUUAAGAAAAAGUUUGUUAAACGCAAUCAAGAAAACAUUUACCCAAACAUAAAAAGUGACGAUUUUAUUAUGAAAACUGUGAUUAUCAAAAGCAACGCUGUGAUUGGACAGUUUCUGAUUGAAGUUUCCAAUGCCUAAUGAACAUUCCGAUGUAAAUAUGCAUUUAAAUUAGAAUAUCAGAUUCUGUCUAAAGAGCUAUAGAUAGAAAGAUAUAUACAUAGCUAGAUCGAUAGAUAUAUCUAGUUUUGGCGCGAAUUAGCUUUAAGCCCUAACUUAUGAAAUGCUCAAUUCGCAGGCCUAUAAAUAUAGAGAACUUACUCGCGUGAUGUAUUUCAGUCUAUGGACGUACGCGCUUUAAGCGUAUAGCCGAGGGACACUUUGUGCUUGUGAACCAAGGCUAUAUGCAUUUCAAAUGGGCAACACUCUCGCAACAAUGAAGGCAAAAGUAAACAAAAGGGGCGUGUCCAAAAAAGUAACAACAACAGUGGAAACACAGCAACAAAAGAGACCCCGCUCCCCCCCAAAAAAUAAAAAGGAACGCAAUUGUCGCAUGCGCCACUGGGCUGGGCCGUAGUGGGGCCCAGGCAGUGGCAGGCAUGCAGGCCAACAGACCGUGUACAUGACGUCAUAAAGCAUAUUAAAUGAGUUAGCACGAGAGCUGCACUGCAUACUUUCAGGCAUGUGAGCUGCUGUCGCUGCCGCUGUUGCUGUCGUAGCUGGCAAAUGGCGACACUGAAAACCCAUUAACAAACGCCUAAUGACGCACUCGAGACACGGACAGGGUCGCCGCGGGGGGCGGUUGGUUGGGUUAGUCAAGCUGAUAAUGAGAAUGCUGAGAGGUAACAAUUAAAUGGACAUGUGCGGCACCACAGCGCACUUAAACUCUUGCUAUAUCUCCGUUCUGCUCUCUCUCCCGCUCUCUCUCGCUCUCUGUUUUUGUCACAUAAUGAAAUUGAAAUAUUAAAUAUUCAUCUAAUGCAAGAAAAAUCACAUCAUCUUUUGCGUGCCAUAUAAAAUGUUCAACAAAAGAGCAAUUUAUCAGCAUCCCAGAAGUAUGCUACAGAAUGUGUGAACAACAACAACAACAACGACUAAAAAACAACAACAACUGUAAUAACAAGAAAAGCACACGCGUGUAAUUUGUCAAACGGCAGACACAGGCACGCACACACACAACUCACACACACACACACACAAGCACCUACGCAUAAAACCGUGUCAGGUGCGCGCGCGUGCCUGUGCGUGCGUCUAAAAACGCGCGCGCUUUUUAACGCUUGCACUUAAAUAAUGGAUCCGGACACAGGAUUUAACCGUGUAACCUGUUAAAUGGUGAUCCUAACAUAUUAAAGUAUUUUACACCCCUCUUGCAAAAUGGCGAUGAAAAUAUCGUACGUGUGGAUGUGAAUUUCCGGAAUUUAUGCCUCUGCAGUUUUCCAUCGAUUUUCAUCUUGCGCCAACAACAGACUGGGGAUGAAAAGCCAAACAUAUAAAACGGAUUUGAUAUUCAAAAAAUAUGCAGAAACAAGAAAAAAGGCGCGAGCUGCGCCUAAAGCGAUUCUGGCGCUCGCCAAAAACAACAUCCUCGGAGGAUUCGAAUGGCUAUGAGAGCCCGACCCGAACAAAACCAGCCAGCGAUGCACAGCGUUUCAAUCAUCUGCACUACACCAGCCUCUCCCAGGGGUCGGGCACCACCUCAUCCUCCACAGCGGCAGCAGCAGCUGCAACGGGCAAUGGAGCAUCGAGUAGCAACAAGCCAUCCUGUUCGCUGCCGCUGCUGCAGGUGUGGCCCAGCCAGCCGCUUUUGCGCCAGGAGGGCUUCGUACAGUUGCGCCGUAACAGCGGCCCCGAGGGCCAGCGGGACUCACCGCGCGGCGAAGCGGAUGGCCAAUCUUUCAUCUUUCCCGCCAUUGUGGAGACAACUGUCGGCAGCACCAAUGUUGCAUCCACCAGCAGCAACAGCAACAACAACGAUAACAACGACAGCAACAAUUCCGGCAGCAGACGCAGCAACAAUCACCUGACACUGAGAACAGAGCGGCGCAGCUCCUUGUACUGUGAUACCCUGCACGCAGGCGAUUCUGGCAUAGAUUCCGUGCAGGCAUCGCCCUCACCGAACGCGUUUAUAGCGCCGCCGGGCGUACAUGGACUGCCCAGUGGCCAAACGGGCGGCGGAUCGUGUCAUGUGUCGCCGACAAGCACGCCCACGCAGGGCUCGCCGAAUCUGUCGCUGGGUCGGCGGCACAUGCGAAACAGCAUCUGUGUGGUGUCCAGCGGAGGAGGUGCCAAUUAUCGGCGGAAAUCGAGUGCGCUGCUGCAUCCGGAUCAUGCGCGUCUAUUUGCGCUCCGAAUGAAGCAUGCAGCGGCCCUGGAGCGGGCGCAAACCUCACCGGAUCAGACAUCCAUUGAGGAUGCAAAUGAGUUCCAUGACAAUGGGCUGGCCACCAAUUUGCGUUUGUGCUCGGCCUCGUCGUCGACGACGUCGUCGCUGACAUCCGUGGCAGCGGUCAGCCUGGGCGGGGGUGUGGCAGCUGCUGGUGUCGGUGGCAGUGGGUGUGGCAGCAGUGGCGGCAUUGCCACCGCCAGCAGCGGCGCCUGCUCCUCCUCCGCUUAUGCUGUCGGGGCGGCGGGCGCACAGCAGCGAGUCUCCGAUCCUUGGCUGCAGCCACAAUCCGAUCGUGACUCGCGACACGGACAUCAACACGAUGGACGGCGGCGUUCAUCGACAAUGACCGCCCGUUAUUCACUCUUCGAUGCACUCGAUCUGGAGUACGUGCUGCUCCGGGCGGCGGCGCGCGGCUCUGUGGGUCCCUACUCGCUAAGCGAGUCCAUACACAAAUUGACCUUCACACAGUCGCUGGCAUUUCCAGCGCUGGCGCGCGGUCUGGCCACCAAGCGCCGGAGAUCGGCUACGCACACCAGUUCCAGGCCGCUAAAUCCGCACGAAUCGGGCUUGAAUACGUGCGCAAAGGUUGUAACCGCUGUGGUCCUGGUGGCCAUCUCGUUUAUGGUCUUUUUGAUUGUGUACAAAUUUGUGCGCACGUGAGGUUUGCUCCUGGCCCCGACGCCAGAUUUCUCCGUCACAUAUCAGACGAGUCCAAGCAAUGGGGUGGAUGCCUCCACCUCAUUCUUGUUGUCGUCCACAACGGCGGGUCGCAGUCUGGGCAAACAUUUGUCGGGGUUCAGGAGCCAAUUGGGCCUCAAAGAGGCCGACUUUGAGUAACACUCAGCGGAAAUUGUAAAAUGCAGUAACGAAAAAUUUGUGAUAAACUUUUCAAA